AUGCGUGAUGAUGGAUACAAUGCUGGAUUCGAGCCUGCUCGACCUGGACGGAAGCAUUCAUCAUACGUAGCAAAACAAAGUCAGACCAGAGAUCAAAGAGACCAACGAGAGUCUCAAUAUCAAGAUUCGCAUGGAUCUUAUGGUCCCAUAACGCCCACAAAUCCACGUCAACAAUAUGUCAACACGUCACCAUAUGCAGAACAGCAACCAACAUCAGACAUGAGGAGGAUUAGCACAAACCACAACGAAAAGAGGCAUAGAUCGUCUCCGCCAUCGCCAAAUAGACCUCAUAUGAUGACGUCGCCGAUUAGUCGGGUUUCUACGGCUUCCUCAGUGCGUCGAAAUGAUGAAGUCGCACCACCAUGGAAUGCAACAACUACGCUAGAUAAACGAGCCUCAGUCUCAGUUCACGCUAUAGCAUCUGGUGGACCACUUAUCGUCAAUUCACCACCAAGAAUUCCACCUAGACUACCACCACCAAGACCACGUGAAUCUGUCACGAAUAAAGGUCCUCGUGCCUCAACUGCCAGCAGUGGUAGUCUCGUAAACACCUCACCAUCAAAAUCCGUACUCGAAGUAGCUAGACUGAAAGCUGCAAGGGAAGAGAGACGAGCUAAGCAAGCAGAAAGAAAACGAGAACUUCAAGAUUUGAAUCCAGAUGAGCGUGAGAAUCGAGAGUAUAUGAACUCGAUAAAAUCCUUCCGUGAUGAAUUUGAUGCCCAGAUUAAUGCUCUCGGAGACAGAAUACGGAAUUCAGAUAGCAACUCUGACAGAAUAAGGGUUUGCAUGCGUGCUAGGCCGGUAAACCAUCGCGAAUCUCAAGACCAUCAAUUUAACAUUGUUACUGCUCGCACUACAUCGUUCCCGUUCUCCCACUGUUACAUUCAUGAGCCUCGCCAACGGGUUGAUCAGACAAAAGAAGUAGUGCACCAUCGUUUCAUAUUUGAUGACGUAUUCGACGAUACCGCUUCAAACGCUGAUGUUUAUAACGCUGCCGUUCGACCACUAGUCGAAAGUGUGUUCAGAGGAGGAAAAGCGACUCUUUUCGCAUAUGGGCAAACUUCGUCUGGCAAGACGCACACAAUUUUUGGAAAUGACAAGGAGCCAGGAGUUUACGAUUACGCGACACGAGAUCUUUUCAAAAUCUUGAAAUCCAAACGUGGUGCAUCCGACACGUUUGUACUCGAAGCUCAAUUCUUUGAAAUUUAUGGUGGACGAGUGUUUGACUUGUUUGCAAAGAAAGCACGCGUUGAGCUUCUUGAAGAUGCAAAAGGGAAUGCUCGUCUAGUUGGGCUGUCCUCUAUACCAACCGGGACGCCAGACGAGUUAAGGAGACUCGUCGCUGCUGGCUCAUUGGAACGAACAACUGGAGCAACCGAUGCCAAUGAACAAAGUUCUCGUUCUCAUGCGGUAUUGCAACUGAGUAUAUUACGGGAAAGUGAAAACGGUAAAGGAAUGGUACCUGUAGGACAUCUGGCUCUUGUUGAUCUAGCUGGAAGUGAACGAGGGGCUGAUACGGCUGGCAAGGAUGUGCCGAAACAACGACGAGUUGAAGCUGCCGAGAUAAACAAGUCGUUGCUAGCCUUGAAGGAAUGCAUUCGAGCUCUUCAUCGAAAGAAUGCAGCCCACGAUGAAGACAGACACGUUCCAUUCCGAGCGUCAAAGCUGACACAGGUGCUAAGAGAUAGCUUUAUUGGUCCACAAUCACAGACAGUGAUGAUUGCUGCUGUAGCUCCAUCCAACGCCUCUGUCGAGCACACCUUAAAUACUCUCCGAUACGCUGACCGAGUGAAAGAGUUCCGUGGCACUGAAGGUAGCCGUGGGUUCGGCGGUGGAGAAGAAGUACAGCGACCUGGUCUCGACACCUAUAUUCAAGAAGAUAUGGAUGAUGACGUGUCUCCUGAUGGAAGUCGUGAACUAAGGGACUCGUCAACAUCGCAAAAUGGUCUCCAUCCACUUGUAGAAGGCUAUGAAGGUGCGCAAGACCUUGCACGACCACCUUUAAGACCGUCAUCGACAUCAACGACAGCCUCCAACUCUCCUCGUCAACAAAAGAAGGCCAUCCCACAACCGAAAUCGUCUAGCCAAACACCCAAACUACCGAAAAUAGAACCACCGUCUGCUACUUCUCACUUCCGAUCACUGUCAGCCUUACUUGAAGAGGAAGACGCUCUCCACAGGCUUCACAAGUCCUCAUUAGCCCAGUUACGAGACCUAGAUGAAACAGAAGCCAGACUACUGGCUGAAGCUGCACGUCCAGAUCACGAUGUCGAUUCAUAUCUAGAAGGCAUUGAAAAGAUGCUUCGACGCAGGAAAACAGUGUGGGAUGUCUUGAAUGAGAAGGUUAGCCUCUUUAGAAAGCACAUUGACGAAGCAGAAAACUCCUAG
Molecule: messenger RNA, 2388 nt
Organism: Synchytrium microbalum
Lineage: Eukaryota; Fungi; Chytridiomycota; Chytridiomycetes; Synchytriales; Synchytriaceae
Exons: 6
Coding region: 1-2388 (795 amino acids)
Biological process (GO): microtubule-based movement
Molecular function (GO): ATP binding; microtubule motor activity; microtubule binding
Source: RefSeq, a predicted model, not a curated record